Messenger RNA from Capsella rubella, 1313 nucleotides. RefSeq names its product uricase. Gene Ontology annotation, molecular function: urate oxidase activity. The transcript has 9 exons. Gene Ontology annotation, cellular component: peroxisome. Gene Ontology annotation, biological process: urate catabolic process; purine nucleobase catabolic process. Bases 139 to 1068 code for a protein of 309 amino acids. The record is from RefSeq and is a predicted model, not a curated record. NCBI's taxonomy places the organism in Eukaryota, Viridiplantae, Streptophyta, Magnoliopsida, Brassicales, Brassicaceae.
CUAACGUAAUCGAAUCCGUCAUCACCGAUCUCACCGCUCUCACAUCUCUCAUCUCUUCGAUCACUUACAGUGAUAAAUCUCUCUCAACCCUUUCUUCGAAUCGAUCAACCCAAGCUUCCACGAAGAGUAAGAAGAGGAAUGGCACAAGAAGCAGAUGGGAUCAGAUUAGAGCAAAGACAUGGGAAAGCUCGAGUGAGAGUAGGAAGAGUCUGGCGUCAUGGUCAUGAUGGAUCUCAUUACUUUGUUGAAUGGAACGUUAGUAUUAGUCUUCUCUCUCACUGUCUCUCUUCUUACCAUCGUGAUGAUAACUCCGAUAUUGUCGCUACUGAUACCAUGAAAAACACUGUUUAUGUGAAAGCCAAGGAAUGCGGAGAUCAGCUCUCUGUGGAGGAAUUUGCGAUACUUCUUGGGAAACACUUUUGCUCAUUUUAUCCACAGGUUUUUACUGCUAUAGUAAGUAUCAUUGAGAAGCCUUGGGAGCGUGUAUCAAUCGAUGGAAAACCACAUUUACAUGGUUUCAAGCUUGGAUCAGAGACUCACACUGCAGAGGGACGAGUAGAAAAGUCUGGUGCACUAAACUUAACUUCUGGUAUUGCAGGACUAUCUCUACUGAAGACAACCCAGUCAGGAUUUGAGAGGUUUGUCAGAGACAAAUACACCAUUCUCCCUGAAACUCGAGAGAGGAUGCUGGCCACAGAGGUGAAUGCAUCUUGGAGGUACUCGUAUGACUCAGUUGCAAGCAUCCCAACAAAAAAACUCUUCUUCAGCGAGAACUUCAUGGAUGUAAAGAAAGUUUUGAUGGAAACUUUCUUUGGUCCUCCAGAAACUGGUGUGUAUAGCCCUUCUGUCCAACGCACUCUAUAUCUUAUGGGAAGCGCUGUACUGAGAAGGUUUACUGAUGUAUCAUCGAUUCACCUGAAAAUGCCAAAUAUUCACUUUCUACCUGUUAACCUUUCAACCAAGGAAAACCCUUCAAUGGUGAAGUUUAAAGAUGAUGUGUACCUGCCAACUGAUGAACCUCAUGGAUCUAUAGAAGCAACCAUGAGCCGCAUAACCUCCAAACUAUAAGGUUUAAGACGAUGCAACGACAAACUAAAGACUGUUUCAUAGGUUCUGCAAAACUUUUGGCUUUUUCCUCGUUUAUGAAAUAAAAAGGGCUACACUGUGUUGUAAUUUGUAAUGAUGGUUUCUACUGUUUCAAGCCCAAAGUUUUAUUUGUGUAUGUUCGUAUAAGAUUAUCUCUUCACACCGGUAACAGUCCUUAUAACCUAUAUUCAACUAGCUUCUUUCAAUCAGGCCGAUGUACAAACUGA